Messenger RNA from Liolophura sinensis, 993 nucleotides. Its product is annotated as cytochrome P450 2H2-like. The transcript is spliced from 4 exons. The record is from RefSeq and is a predicted model, not a curated record. Bases 88 to 993 code for a protein of 301 amino acids. Lineage: Eukaryota; Metazoa; Mollusca; Polyplacophora; Chitonida; Chitonidae. Gene Ontology annotation, molecular function: oxidoreductase activity, acting on paired donors, with incorporation or reduction of molecular oxygen; monooxygenase activity; iron ion binding.
GGUGAGUGAAGGUGUCGCUAUAUGGACUGAUUCUCUCCUGCUGUUUUGGACAGAGGUCUGUUACCUAAGGUGUGACAGAUAUCCACCAUGGAGCUAAUAACGUGGGUGGCGUUGUGUCUGCUUCUGUUACUCUCGAUAACAUUCCUGAUUAACAGAGGUUCUUCUCGCCAUCGGCUACCCCCGGGACCCCAGGGUUUACCCCUCAUUGGCUGCCCGUGGGCGGUGCUCAGCGAGUUCCAUGUCCUCUGCACCAGUAUGGCCGAGACCUGGGGUGAAGUGGUUAGCAUUAACAUCAUGGGGAAGACGAUCGUCGCUCUUAACUCCGCCAGUGUCGUCAGAGAAGCAUUCAAUUCUCAGGCCUUUGCAGAGACAUUUGCUGGUCGAGAGCCGAUGCCCAUCUAUAACAAGCACGUUUCAGAGAUGACUAGUUUCUUGCAGCCUGGUCCUGUCUGGUAUAAGCUUCGGAAGAUAGUCCACAAAACAUUAAACCAUUACGGAGAGGGUCUGCAUGAGAGUGAGAGGACGAUCCAAGAGGAGUUAACUCAUGUGAUAGAAAUGUUGGAGGAAGUCGGAAAGUCGGUGAACAUGGACGAAGUUCUCUACCCUUCUCUGAUUAAUAUCAUGACAAUACUGUUGAAAGGCAGACGCUACGACUACGAUUCGCGUGUUCUGGAAAACGCCCGCUUUCUGGAUGAGGUCGGCGUUCAGGUUUCUUCACCCGCCAAUAACUUCUUCCUCCAACUCUUUCCAUUCCUCACAAAACUGAACAUUGGCCCGGGCAGACUUUUGCAGAUGGAACUGAGGGCAGAACGACAGUUUCUAACUGACUAUUAUGAAGAGUCCAAGGCCACGUACAGUCGUGAAGUCACCAGAGGUAUGAUCGAUGUCCUUCUCCGUCACCAGGAAGAAGACGGAAGUAGUUGGAUGACCGACGACAACAUCAAGGCACAAAUACAGGAAAUGAUUACAGCUGGUAAAUAUGCUCAUUACUGA